CAUUAGUCUGUCAUCUUUUGAAAAGUUUCUGUUUAUGUCCUUUUAUUUUUAAUUUUAACAGCCGUUGCACGAUUGCUUUCCAAAGACGCUAUAGCAAUUCAUAGUUCCACCAAAGGGUAUAAUGGUACUCUUCCCCCAACAUCUUCACCAGCAAUAUGGGUUACUUUUCUUUUUAAAUAUUUGAAAAAGAAAAUGUUUCUGAUGGCUAUCUGAUGGGUAGAAAGUGAUAGGUCAUUAUUACUUUAAUUUAUAAUUUCCUAGUACUAGUGUUUUAAAUGUUUUUUCACAUAUUUACUGGCAACUUGGAUUUGCUUUUCUAUAGAUGGACUCUCCACAUCCUUUUCCAUUGUCCUAUUUUUUGUUUUGUCCUUUCUUGUCAGUUUAUAAGAACACUUUUCAUAUUAUAGCUAAUAGCCCUCUGUUCUCUGCGUUGCAACUAGGAAAGGAGAAAGCUGCGUGGAGCUCUGUGCAUGUCUUCUCCUUCUCCAUCUCUGUUAUCAGGACUAGAUCCAUUGUCCUCAGGGUGCAGUCUGGCUCAAUAUGCCAGGAAUGCUAUGCAGUAACUCCAUCAUUUAUUUUUGGAAAACAAAACAAAAUAAGCCCUAGUUGAGGACAAGUUUCUAUCACCUGCCUCUGAACCUUCCCACAUCUACAUUGGGGCAAUAUUGCUCAAGUUUCUGUCAUUCUAAAAUCAUUUUCUUAAUUUUUUGCCAUUUUCUUUAAGUCGUGUACUGCUAUUUAUAUUUCCAAACAUUAACUUUUUUGCAUGGAUUUAUUUUAAAAGUCUAUAUUGUUGUUAUAUCAUCGUAAAUACUAAUUAUCUUUUUCCAAUACACAUUAAAAUAAAUUCAUAACUAUGAAAAUAAAAUACAUCUGCAUACCACCUAAAACACACCAUAUUUUGGUAAGCCACAUCAAAGCGGGCCAAGAGGAUCACCAGACUAGUGAAGGACAAGAGAGAGGAUUUACAGAGCUGCGAGUUUCAGGGCCUCAUCACUUAUCAGUCGCAAGACCACUCCCACCAGCUGGAGUGGAUGGGAGGUUCAUUCACAUCUGAGGAGAGGCCGCACAGAAAGGUGCAACUGCUUGACGUGCUGUGCGGUGGUGGAGAUUAGAGUCCGCAUCUUUCUCCGAAAACAAUAGCGUAGCGGGGUAAUGCUAUGGGGUUUUGGAGGGAACUAGACCUCAGUCAAGUCCGGUGGACACAUUGUAGGUGGUAUUCAGGGCCCAGGAAGCUGGAGCCCAGGGCCAACAAGGAUCGCCUUCCAAACAUUCCGCAUUCUGGCUGGAACAUCAGGGAGGUUCUAAGGUUCUUCUAAUUAUGCUUGGGUCCAGGGCUCGGCAGCGGUGGCCUCAGCACCCGGGGUUGCGAUGGGUCACAGUCCCUGAGCGGGGUGCGACUGUCCAGCCUGGUAUCUGGUGCCUGCCGCAUCGCCACGGGCGGAGGUCGCCAGGCAGGAGGAGCGAUGUGCUGGCUGCGGGCAUGGGGGCAGAUCCUCCUGCCGGUUUUCCUUUCCCUCUUUCUCAUCCAGCUGCUUAUCAACUUCUCAGAGAAUGGUUUUUCCGAAAUCUACAAUGCCAGGAACCGUCAGAGACCAAGCAAAGGGAGUGCAGAAGCAUGUGCUGAACAGAAGAAUUGUAAGUCAUGUACAGAAGAUAAGGCAUGUAUUUGGUGCAGUGAAGAAAGGAUUUGCAAAAAAUAUUGUUUUCCACAUUUGGGAUGUUCAUUCACUUCUGCGUUUUGGUUAAACUGCUCAGUUGACAUGUUUGGAAUGGUGAUGCUUCUACUCAUUGCAAUAUUACUUACAGCGUUCAUUUGGUAUUGCUGCGCCUUGUACUUUUUCCUGCAUGAACGUCAAGCCUAUAUUUAUGGAAGAGGCGUAAUGGUUCCUCCUCGCCACUGGCAUGCUUCUGGCAAGUGCUUUUAUUUAUUUGAUAGAAUGGUGUAGACUCUUUCAGUAAUAGCUGGAAAUCAUCCCCAUAUUUGUUCUGAGCAUCAAAAUUAAAGUAUGAGUAGGACACAUGACAACAGAUUUCAUUGUUCUCAUUUCUAAGACGCAUUUUGGUAACCUCAAUAACUAAGCUAGUAUUGAUAAAAACACAAUAUUAACAGAGAAGAAUUAAAUAUUUCCAACCCUAUUGGGGAUAUUAAUAGCUUCCCCAUUUCUUCCAACUCCCACUCCACAAAAGCAACUUAACAAAAGAUGACCUUUGGCUUAAGGAAUCCUUAUAGGCUUGCCCAGUGUAACUCACUUAAUUUUACCUAGUUCCUCAGCUGACCUUCUAUCCACUCUCCUCAUCUUGAUUCUUUAAACUCUCUUUCCUCAUGAGGCUCCCCCUCAUCUAGGACUCAAGUCUGGGCUUUCCUCAGCUCAUCACCCAUAGUUCCUGGCAGGCACUACCAAUGUUCUGCCCAGGCCUGGAUUGUGGAGGUCAAAACCAUGAUCCCCUCUUCACCUAAAUAAUUGGACCACAGAAAAUUUUAGAUCCGAAUAAUGUGGCUGAGGAAAGGGUACUUCAAAGUUCUUUAUAAUUACCAUUAAAAAUAAAACUUUGCAGAGAAGGGAGGCAUCCAGAUUAUUGUGGUGCUCUGGGCCACAGGGGCAUAAUGAUAGGGAAUGCAGAAAAGCCUGGGAACCAUACUUUCACAUUACACAAUCUGAACAAGAAGCAGGGUAAACCUCGCAGGGGCAAAGAUGAACUGUUAAGCAUAUAUGCCUUCCAUUGCCAGCAAUGGACCUUGUUAUGUAGAAAUUGUUUUGGUAGUAAUAGGAUCACGAGAUAUUUCAAAAAACUGUUUCAACAAGGGAUCUAACAUGCAGGGCAAUUGCUGCUUUUUCCUAGGGUUGAAAUCAAACCAGGGGACUGCAGAAAAUGAUGCUGCAUUGCAAUUUUUCUCCCUCCAUUUUAAAUUUGACAGCACAUUGGCCCAGGAGGAAUACUUUGAAUAGAGUACAAGAUUGGGUAUUUAUUUAUUUUAGGUAGAAAAAUUUAUCUAUUUACAGAUUGAAAAUAAUUAGGUUUAUUGCAAGGUAUAAAAUGUAAUCAAAUUCACAAGGCAGGAUUCUUUUCCACCCAGGAGAGAGUCCAAGGGAACUGCCUACAUUGAAGGGUUGAAUAAGGGAAACAGGGUUUUGCAAAAGGAACUGAGAAGAAGAUGAAAAAACAGGAGACAGUGGUGUCAUUGUGAUCAAGAGAGGAGGGUCUUAGUAUGAAGAUAGAGAGGUUCAUGAGUGUUCUCUGGACUUACAAAUUGGGAGAUUUUUGGUAACCUGUUUAUCUAUGGCAGUCUUAAGAGUGUUUAUACAAGGCAUAGAAUAAGCAGACUUCUGACUUGUGGAAUAAGAAAAUAUGGAACCUAUAAAAUGUUUUAUAUACUGUGUGUCAUUUUACCAUGAUGCCCCUUACCUGUGAAGUUAUCUUCCAGGAGUGGUAGUAAUAGUGCCCUUCUUGGUCCACACUUCUUUCUUUCCUAGAAAAUGAAUCAGAGAUUAUUUGCUGGGAUUAGAGAUUCAUUAAGCAUCUACAAGUUUUCUGUCACUGGAGACAACUAGUCUUGUGGUAUCUUUUCUUCUUUGUCAAAUUAAUACUCAAGUUGCUACUACCUUAAGCUACUUGAGCCCUAAAUAUUAAAAUAGAAAUAAUACUAAUAUCUCAGAAUAGAAAUCUUUUGAUUAUUCAUGAAUAUUUUAUUUUUAAGAUUUUUAAAGAUUAGGUAAGUCUUCAUUGACUUUUCUUAGAAAGAAUUUGAAAAGGU
This is a messenger RNA of Microcebus murinus (gray mouse lemur), 3757 nucleotides long. RefSeq names its product PTTG1IP family member 2 (gene PTTG1IP2). Gene Ontology annotation, cellular component: nucleus; cytoplasm. The record is from RefSeq and is a predicted model, not a curated record. Lineage: Eukaryota; Metazoa; Chordata; Mammalia; Primates; Cheirogaleidae. Gene Ontology annotation, biological process: protein import into nucleus.